Molecule: messenger RNA, 1219 nt
Organism: Anopheles stephensi (Asian malaria mosquito)
Lineage: Eukaryota; Metazoa; Arthropoda; Insecta; Diptera; Culicidae
Exons: 6
Source: RefSeq, a predicted model, not a curated record
CGAGCACUAUUUCAACCUUUUACGUUUAUUGCUGAAGAAAAUACCACCUACACAUGACCGGAAGAUUCUUCAAUUAGGUCAUCUGUUACGGUAUCUCAAACAAACAAAUUCUGCAAAUAGCAGUGAGCUAGUGAGCAAUAUUUCAAAUCAACAGCAGUGGGCCAAAAAUCCACAAAGUACAAACAAACCUACGCGCGUCGUACCGUUUCUCUUGAAGUGAACAUUCGUAAGGGUCAAGCAGUGUGGCCGUUUGGAUCCCCCCAAAAAAAAAAAAUGGUAGAAAAAGUGUAGUGAAACAGAUUUGCAACGACUGAAAAUUGUGAGUGCAUCGGUACUUGGGGUCAGCCUGCUGGAACCUGCAAACCCCGUAACGAGUGUGUGCGUGUGUGUGUGUGUGUGGAUGUGUAAAUGUGAAGUGAAGGCUGCCGCCGUGCAAACGAGUGUACGUGAAACCCUAACACGGAAACCGACCAAAAAUCAUUUCAAACCUCUGGUGAGCGCUGCAGUGCACGAGGAGGAUCUGGAAACGAAGAUUCUCCCUUACCGCCCACUAUGGGAACACUUCCGAGCGUAAUGGAUUUACGGCUUCCCAUCCUGUGGUUGCUGCUGGCAGCAGAGCUGUCGGUGGGGCUGCGGAACGUACGGGUCACGGUCCCAACGGCCGUCCGGAAAGGCGAUCCCGUUCAUCUGUACUGCGAGUACGAGCUGGAGGACAACGAGCGGCUCUAUUCGAUCAAGUGGUACAAGGGAAAGCGAGAGUUCUAUCGCUACACACCACAGGUGCAUCCGUCGGUGCAGGUUUUCAGCGUCAGCGGAAUCGACGUCGAGCGGUCACUUUCCAACGAAAGCCACGUGGUGAUGAAGGCGGUCGAAACGAAUUACUCAGGAAAGUACAGCUGUGAGGUGUCGGCCGAUGCACCAUCCUUCCACACGAUCAUCGUCUCAGGGGACAUGGAAGUUAUCGAGCCGCCGCUCGAACAGCCAUCAGUAGCUGGGGUGCAGGCACGAUAUCGACCGGGAGAUAUCCUUCGGGCCAACUGCACCUCGCAUAAUUCUAAACCAGCAGCAAAUUUGACGUGGACGAUUAAUGAUGUACCGAUCCCACCGCAGUACGUGAAGCUGUACCGACCGAUAAGGAUACGUUCACCGGGCUGGAGACAUCCAUCGUCGGUGUCAACUUUAUGGUGGCCACGAUCAUUUCGUGAAAGGAAAGUUGAAG